Messenger RNA from Dicentrarchus labrax (European seabass), 6954 nucleotides. RefSeq names its product calcitonin receptor-like a (gene calcrla). The coding region runs from base 289 to 1722 and encodes 477 amino acids. The transcript is spliced from 13 exons. The record is from RefSeq and is a predicted model, not a curated record. Gene Ontology annotation, cellular component: plasma membrane. Lineage: Eukaryota; Metazoa; Chordata; Actinopteri; Moronidae. Gene Ontology annotation, molecular function: adrenomedullin receptor activity; calcitonin gene-related peptide receptor activity; calcitonin receptor activity. Gene Ontology annotation, biological process: adenylate cyclase-activating G protein-coupled receptor signaling pathway; cell surface receptor signaling pathway; angiogenesis.
AGUGGCAAGCCACCCUGCACCGUGCGGGCUCCCAGGUCCUCGGCUGUAGGCUAGGGUGUGAUGAUGUAACAGGAAGUAGUGGGUUGCCUUCCAACGUCAACCUGACAGCCGCUUCAGCUGCGCUCACUGAGAGCCGGAGAUCCGCUGUGUCUGGUGCUCCGCAGCGAAGCCGAAGCCAGAAGACACUUUCAGGGAUUGACUUGGGAGAGUAUUCCAGCUCGGACCCCUGCGCUGCUGCUGGAUUUAUUCUCCGGAUCUGCCGCUGGUAAAUUAUCAACCAGCUUUGACAUGGCCAAAAGGAAGAUGGAUAGCAUCGGGCAGAGUGGGAUGGUGGCACUCAUACUGCUGUGUAGUCUAACAAAGAUUUUUGUGAAGGCAAGCCUGGAGGUCAACGAAACCCAUCAGCAGCAUCCAAACGUCUACCAUGACAUGGGAGUCACCAGGAACAAGAUAGUUACAGCACAGUUUGAGUGCUAUCAAAAGAUAAUGAAGGACAAUACCCAGAGCAGAGAAGAGCCCAUGUGUAACCGCACUUGGGAUGGCUGGCUGUGUUGGGACGACACCAAAUCAGGUAUUGUCUCAGAGCAGCACUGCCCGGACUACUUCCAGGAUUUCGAUCCUUCAGAGAUGGUUACAAAGAUUUGCACCGACAGUGGUCAUUGGUUCUUGCAUCCGGAGAGCAACCGGACAUGGACCAACUACACCCGCUGCAAUGAACACACUAAUGAAGGCAGAGUGACUGCAAUGAAUCAUUUUUAUUUAACUGUCAUUGGACAUGGGCUGUCACUGACCUCCCUCUUCAUCUCCCUCGGAAUAUUCUUCCAUUUUAAGAGUUUAAGUUGCCAAAGGAUCACACUUCACAAAAACCUCUUCUUUUCUUUUGUUCUGAACUCUGUGAUCACUAUCAUUUGGUUGACAGCAGUGGCAAACAACCAGGAGCUGGUGCAGAGGAAUCCAACGAGCUGUAAAGUGUCCCAGUUCAUUCACCUGUACCUGUUUGGUUGCAAUUACUUCUGGAUGCUGUGUGAGGGAAUUUACCUGCACACUCUCAUUGUUGUGGCUGUCUUUGCUGAGAAGCAAAACCUGAUGUGGUACUAUCUUUUAGGCUGGGGCUUUCCUCUCAUUCCGGCUUGCAUACAUGCUAUUGCUCGAAGUUACUACUACAAUGACAACUGUUGGAUUAGCUCCAAAACAUCGCUACUCUACAUCAUCCAUGGUCCCAUCUGUGCUGCUCUUGUGGUCAAUUUGUUCUUUCUCCUAAAUAUUGUCCGAGUGCUCAUCACCAAACUGAAGGUGACCCAUCAAGCGGAGUCUAGUCUCUACAUGAAAGCCGUGAGAGCCACCCUUAUCUUGGUGCCCCUUCUGGGAAUUCAGUUUGUCCUGCUUCCCUACAAGCCAGGGGGACGGGUCUCCUCUGAAAUAUACGACUACAUCAUGCACAUACUAAUGCAUUACCAGGGUCUGCUGGUGGCCACCAUCUUUUGCUUUUUCAAUGGAGAAGUCCAGGCAGUUCUGAGGAGGCAUUGGAACCAGUAUCAAAUCCAGUUUGGCAGCAGCGUAGGAAACCACUCAGAUGCCCUGCGUUCAGCCUCCUACACGGCUUCCUCCAUCACCGAGGUACAGGGUUGCUACACCAUCGACAGCCACACAGAACACAUGAACGGCAAGGGCUUCCACGACGCAGAGGCCUCUAUGUUAAAGUCAGACAGCCCCUUCGCCUGACAGCAACACUCUCCCCCAAGCCCUGCUCGCCCCUUCUCCUCCUUAAAAACUGCAGCAUGUUUGGCACUCCGUGGCAACCAGGGAAACUCGCCUCUUCCUAGAUACAGUGUCAGAAGCAGUGAGUGAGGAAAAAAGGAUUUUAUACCCAAGCUGUCACCCAUCUGAAAUAAAGUGUCUCCUCUCUGUCACAUGGACACAGGCCCUGUAACCGUACUGUAUGGUGAGCUCAAUACAACUAUUCCUGCGCUGUGUUUUGCCUACAGUCUGCAACUGAACUGCUUCACUUGGACCUGUGAUUCUGACAAACAAUAUUGUUGUGAUCUUUCAGCCUGACAAAAAUGUUUUUAAGUGGAUGAAUAUUAACUGCUUGACUGUCCUUUGUGAGGUCAUGUUGUGCACAAAAAGCCUUUGGUUACACUGUAAAUUCUAUUGAUAUGGUUAGUGCCAAACUAAAAAACCCUUGCCUGCCUCAUUUAUUUUUUAUAUUCAAUACAGAAUUAGAACGAAGAUAGGAUGUCUAACAGGUGCAUAAUAAUAUAUUAAAACUAUAUUAUAUCUUUCACAUGUUAAACUUAAUUUAUCUGAACAUAUUGUCAUUUAUUAAAUGAAGAUGAAAUAAAUACCACACAGUAUUUAUUAAAGAUUUUUCAAAAUUAGUCAAAUACCAAUAUGACUUGUUGCCAGCUUCACAUACAAUUCCAGUGUAUUUGUUCAAUGUUUGUUUCAGUGUUUGUUUCAGUGUGUGCAGUUAAUGUGUGCAGACGAUUUACAGAAUCAUACCAUUAGCUUGCAGGCUUCAUUUUUAGAGAUUUCAUCAUGCUAAUGUUUGAACAUGUUUAAGUGAUCCUUACUGACAUGUGCACCCUUUAAACCACAUGGUAGGUUGUAAUGUAACUUGUUAACACAAUAAUAUCACGAGAAGCCAUCAUGAUAUCUCAAGUACUCCAAUGUCUACUCAUUACACCAUUGAAUGUAACAGUGAAGUUUGAAGACCUGGUUAUGGACAAAUAUGCAUCACAUUCCCAUUCACUGCUGUCUUUAGCCUUACUCUUCUCAAAUGACUUGCAUAGAACCAAUAUACUGUAUAAGCAUUUCCAGGUGUUCAGACUGAAAACAUCACUGUGUUAAAAAUGCAGAGGACUGUGUUAGUGUGCAUAAAAGUGAGGAAAGGAAAUACGAUCUAGAAGCUUAGUUUGAGUGAUAGAUCCAUGACUUUUCAAAAGUCAGUAGGGAUAUUCCGAGUCCAUUUUAAUAUUCACCAUUGAAAGAGUUACUGUAAUAAUUAUUUUUGUACUAGCUGCUUUAUCAGUCCCUUUGUAGUGCAGAAACAUUUUUACAAGUUGGUCACAAAAACUACAGUGAGUAAGUUCAGCCAAAUCUAAUAUAUUUAGCCAAAUCAAGUGAGUAUUUCCGUGCUGGCUAGUCAUGUGUUGGUUUAUUGUAGGUGGUUUUUUCUGGGAAAACAAAAAUGGCAAGUUUCGUAAUAAAAAGGGACAUAACUUAAGGCGAUACCCAGCUUAUUUUGGCUUACUUUUGGCUGAAGAUUGAGGAUUUUGCACAUUGUGUUACUUAUCAUGCACAGUUUAUUCAGGCUACAAAUGGAAUGUCUCACAGCUGAAAAGGACGAACAAUUACAGUGACCAACAAACCUUUAAACAAAAAUGUGCGGAUUGCUGGAACCCGCUGUGACAAAGUAGUAGACCUCAUUGAAAUGAAUCAGGGAGCUGGGUUUUUUUGCACACAGUGCUAAUGUCAGUCUGAACACAGCCUUAUUCAGAAGUACAUGUGAUGAUAUUAUAAUGUCUCAUUAGAAGUACAAAAACAACAAAAAAAACAAACAAAAAAACAAUAAUAAUACUGCAAAAAACAUUCUCUGUAAAGCAUUUAGCUAAAGCGGUCUGUAUCUAGACCUGGUCGGAAAUCAUUGCACUUAUCAGUCAUGCUGUCAUUUCAUCCACCCAGACCCAAAACCUUUCUUUACCUUUUUCUUCAUUUUACAACAUUUUCAGCACAUCGUCCACAAUGCUGGGAACAUAAGUCACUAUCAGAUGAUGUAAAUAUUUUGUAAAUCUAGCAUUUCUGAAAACAGGAUAAGUCGAAUGUGUGUGUGUGUGUGUGUGUGUGUGUGUGUGCAUGAUUUAUAUAUACAGUAUUUCUGAACACAUUUUACUUUAUUCAACCAUGAAGCAACCUUCUUAUGUGACAGUGUGUGGGACGUUGAUAAAGAGGUUGUUUGUUCUACUUCUGUGUUUUAAAAAGAGAGGGGUGGGAAAUGGGUUAACAAGCUUGCAACAAGCUACUGCAUCCGUCUGCCCGUGCAUAUUAUUUGUCAUCAUCCUGAUUCCUUGGUAGAUUCUGUAACUUUUCUUUUUUUUUUUCCUGUGUUUGAAAGUAAGGAAAGAAAAGUACCUCUUCUUUCUGUGUAAGUGAUCCAUGCCAUAUUGUCAGAACACACAUAAAUAUGUUUCCUGACACUGAUGUAGGUCUGAUAUGCUAUCAUUUAAUCUUCCAAAGGGAUUUGUUUUGUCUACCAUUUCAAGGAAGAGGGCUGAACACCAAAACAUACCAUAUGUGUCACAGUUUUCAAUGUUUAUUGUUUUUUCUUUAUGUUUCCUAUAUAUUUUCUUUAACCUGAUCAUUUCAGAUACGCAGUCCAAAAUUCCCAUCUUCCAACAAAAUGUCUUGGAUGAGUCAGCCGUCAUAUUGCUUGCUAUCAAUUUUUUUUAUGAUCAUUUUUGAAUGGCUACAUUUUCUCAUCAGUCUCUAAUACAACUGUGAUGACUUAAAGUGCUUGAUUCUACACGCAACAGGAAAAGUGACACAUUUUAAAGAAACUUGUGUAAUAUUUUCACUUUUGAAAAAGUAUACUUGACUGCUAUUUUUUGAGGUAAAUUUCAGACACAGGAAUAUAUUCACAGUGUUCUAGCAACAGGUAUCAUGUGAAAUCAGGCCACUGUAUCACACAUACAGUUUGUACUUUUUAUGUUAGAUCUGCAGGACAGUUUCUCCAUUUAAUCACUAACUAUAGAGCCUACAUUUAUGGCUGCAAGUGAUUCAUGUACAAUGACAGCAAUAUAAAGUAUUCAUAAAUCAAGUCCUUUACUGUGUAGUGAUGCAUCAUAAUCAUUUAAGCCACAGUCAUUUUAUCACAACUGUGGAAAGGCCUUUUGGUAAAUGUAGUAACUCCUAUGUACCAUUUAAGUUGUGUAUUUAUGCGUGAUUUUUUUUCCAUAUGACUCUCCAAAAAGGUUUGUGAAGUCCCCAGUGACAUGUUGUAAAGUAUGACAAAAGCGUUAUGGACAAUGUCUGUAGUUUUUGUUAAUACUGUACUGUAUUUAACUUUGGUAGUCUUGACACAUUGACUCCACACUGCUGUUUGAAUGUAACUGGUUGUGUAUUAUUCUCUUGAUGUGAAAAACAUAUAUAUAUACAUAUAUAUAUAUAUAUAUAUAUAUAUAUAUAUAUAUAUAUAUAUUUACGUACAAUGUCUCUUUUUUUAUUAUUUCACUGAAUUAGACAAUAUUGUUUUCCUGUAUGUAUCUGCAUACUAAUACAGUACAGAACAGCACCAGCCGUCAACUCUGGUACUUUUAUUUUAAAUGUUUUGUCUUAAUUGUGAAACUACUAUAUAUAUUGCUGCACACACACACUGUCACACAUUUUAUUAUAAUUUUCCUUUGGACUUUUUGUGAAGGUUGGUCUAGGCCAGGUAUACUGAAUUGCUCGAGUUUCAUGUGUAGAAAAAAAAACCACUGAUCAUCUGGUAGCAGACUUAACUGCGGUGCUGGAGCUAUAGACUAUCAAACUCAAUGAUGAAAAGCAUCUGCACACUCAAAUAUGUGCAAAUAUUUAUUUUGCAGGCUUCACUCAGAGACCUUCAAAAUUGUGUAUCAAGUGAAAUCAGCAGGUUAAAAGAACAUUGCUUUAUUAGUCUUAAUGCAGAACACUUGUGUCAAUCAGUUGGGCUUGUGUGUCAUCAGUUGAAUGAGACAAAUCAAGACACACUGAGUGCAUCGAACAUUCGAGAUUCACAAUAUGCACAAGCAGAAUACAGAUAAUAUAAACAAUAGCGAGAAAUUGGCCUCUGACGGGAGGUUUGCAGAAUAAAUAAAAUUAUUGUUUAGAUUUGAGUGUGCGGAUGCUUUUCUUCAUUCGGUUAGAGUUUCAUGUUUACAAUGUGUUUUCAGGAAAAUCUUAACUGCAUUAGUAAACUACUGUAAAUGUACCAGUAAAUGAAGAGCACAAACCAAAUUUGUUUCAUUCCUCGUCAAAAUGUCGUUACCAGUGCAGGUACUUUUUCUGGUAAGGUUAUUAAAGGUCCCUUCUCAAUCUUCAACAACACAAGCAAAUCCAUUUGUAGAAUGUCAUAUAUGUUUGUCUCACUGAGUGUGUAUAAUAUGAGUUUAGUGUCACAGUCAAGUCAUUAAGAACACAAUGUAACUGAUUUUUGUUGCUGGUUAAACACCUCUGUGGCUCUGAGGUCGGGCGUUGUAACGAGAAACAUCUGCUGCACUGGCAGAGAGUCCCCACAGUGACUGUGAAAAGGAACAAGCUAGCUUUCUUUUUAUGUCCUUCAAGUCUCCAAUCCCUUUUAUAGUGAGUAGUUUCAGUUUACUGUGAGGAGAAAUGUUCAACAUGUCAUUUAAGUGUAUAGAUAGAUAUAUUGUAUGGUUAGACACCUGAUACAUCUGGAAAAGGCAGUUUGCAUACAUUGGAUGAGUGUAAAUACAUGUUUGCUUUGGAGUUAUGCAGCUGUACCAUACUUUCUACCUGCAAGCCUGCACCUCAGCAGAAUAUUGUCAUUUGUUCUCCUUUUUUCUUCAGUACAUAUUUAACCUUUAUUUAUAAGUUGCAUAUUUAUACAUAAAUAUUUUCACUUAAUACUGUACAGUGACCCUACAGGUCACUACACAGGUGGUCGGAUAUACGUAAUAUAUAUACUUAUAUAAGACAUAAUCAAGGUUUAAGUCAACACAGUACACAUUGCAGGAUUUUUACUAUUUUAGUCUCUCUGAUCUUGACCUUUUGAGGACUUUCAAAAAAAUUCCAACAACACAUUUUUGGCCAUAGCAAUAGGUGGGUGAUAACAGUAUUAUCAGUAAGAGUAUUAUCGUUUAUUGUGUCAUCGUAUGUUUGUAUCCUUACAAAGUUCUUAUGUGGCAAUGUUCUGGCUCAUGAUUUACUGCUCAAAUGUCUGAAUAAAUGGAAGUUAAAUUAGCAUCAGAUUAAUUA